CUCAGCAUCAUAUAACACACUCCGUCUCUCCCUACAGGACCUCGUGUGGCGCCCUGCAGUAGCACACACCACCUCCACGCGGCAGGUGUGGUGGUUCCCCGGUGUGGCAGAAGAGGGCGUGCGCGAGACUGCCAUGACGUGGUGGUCGCUAUAGCCCCAGACACCCACCCCUCGCUUCCACACCCUCCACUCACCACCUCAACCUGACCCCCUCAGCCCCUGCCCUCCCUCCUCCUCCUCCUCCACCACCACCUCCUUCUCCACCUCCACUUCCGCCACCUCCACCUCCUCUUCGACACGCGUGACCUCCCUCCCUCCCUCCCUCCCUCUCCUUGGCACUCAUCCCCACCCGUCCCUUCCCUCACGGCACAAACACCCCACCUGUCCCUUCCCACUCGCAGCAUCCACUUACCACACACACGCGCAUUCACACAAGCAAACAAACACCAGAUCCGCUCACACGCAAAGGAGCAGGUUUACAGACGCCCCACACACUCACACUCACGCACACGCAUACGCACACAGUUCCAUGACGUACGGUGCGUCGGGGAGCCCCAUGAGCUUAACGGUACUCAGGCUUCUCUUUCACAGUCUUCCUUCCAAAAGGUGAUACGAGAAUUGCGGGGGACACUCCCUCUUAAGAACUCCAUAACAAAGCCAAUUCAUCUCACUCUCAACUCUUGCCGCAUUCCAUUAACAACGCACACCUAACAUUCCAAAGAAGGAUCAAUUAGGAAAGAUAUACAUUCCAUCCUAGCUGUUACUGCAUAUUUAUACUAAUCUGAAGGUAAAACAACAAAAGACGUUUACAGGUAUUGUCCUACAUUCCAUCACAUUCAAAACUGCGGUUACUAUAAGCUCCUCAUUCAUUCACAUCUGCCCUCUCUUUUCUCUUUUCCUGUAACGAGAAAUAACAAUAACCUAACCCAACCUAACAUAACCUUGAGCGUCGCCACCACCACCACCACAACCCACAAACCGCCAAAAUGUUUCGCUCUUCGCGUCUUCGAGUCCACACGUGCAAGAUCGUCCUCAUCACGUCCAUGGUAUGGUUCGCGAUGGACGUGGCGGUCAUCAUGUACUACAGCGACUGCGCCUCUGGGUCUGGCUGGGGCUGCAGCAGGAUCGAGGCCGGCACGAGCCCCGCGAGGGAAGGGCGGGCGGACCACCACAAGGGCCGCGCCAUCAGGAACCACCAGAGUGAACAUGACGACCUUGACCUGGGUGGAUGGCACUUCGACUACCCAGUAGGACAGUUGAAGCGAUGGGAGGCGCGUCCUACGGUCCCGGAGCACCCUGGCUCGCCGGGGGAGAUGGGCAAGCCGGUGAGGACGCCGGCGGGGCAGGAGGCGCUAAUGAAGGAGAAGUUUAAGCUCAAUCAGUUCAACCUCCUCGCGUCGGAUUCCAUCAGUCUGAACCGCUCCCUCCCCGACGUGCGCCUCGACGGGUGUAAAAGCAAGAACUACCCGCCCCUCAUGCCCACCACCUCCAUUGUGAUCGUCUUCCACAACGAGGCGUGGUCCACCCUGCUGCGCACCGUGUGGUCCAUCAUUCAGCGGUCCCCUCGCGCCCUACUGCAGGAGAUCCUACUCGUUGACGAUGCUUCCGAGCGAGACUACCUGGGCGAGGAGCUGGAGCAGUAUGUGAAGACGCUGCCGGUGCCCGUCAAGGUGCUGCGGACCGGGGAACGCUCGGGGCUGAUUCGCGCCCGCCUGCUGGGAGCCCGCGAGGUGACGGGGCAGGUCAUCACCUUCCUGGACGCCCACGUGGAGUGCACCGAGGGGUGGCUGGAACCCCUUCUGGCCCGCAUCGCCGAGGACAGGACGCGCGUGGUGUGCCCCAUCAUAGACGUCAUCUCCGACGAGACCUUCGAGUACGUCACAGCCUCAGACAUGACCUGGGGAGGCUUCAACUGGAAACUCAACUUCAGAUGGUACCGUGUUCCCCAGCGGGAGAUGGAGAGGCGUGGAGGUGACAGAACCCAGCCAUUGAGGACCCCAACCAUGGCAGGAGGCCUCUUCGCUAUCGACAAGGACUACUUUGAGAAGAUUGGCCGUUAUGAUGAAGGAAUGGACAUCUGGGGAGGAGAGAACCUUGAAAUGUCCUUUAGGAUCUGGCAGUGUGGAGGCCAGCUAGAGAUCAUCCCCUGCUCCCACGUGGGCCAUGUGUUCCGUGACAAGUCCCCGUACUCAUUCCCGGGGGGUGUGGUCAACGUGGUCAUGAAGAACUCUGCCCGUGUGGCUGAGGUCUGGAUGGACGAGUGGAGAGACUUUUUCUUUGAGAUGAACCCAGGCGCGCGGAGUGUGGAUUACGGGGAUGUGAGCGAGCGCAGGAAGCUCAGGAAGGACCUUAAGUGCAAGAGUUUCCGUUGGUUCCUGGAGAACAUCUACCCUGAGUCCCAGAUGCCUCUUGACUACUACUAUCUGGGAGAGAUUCGCAACGUGGAGACACAGAGCUGCCUGGACACUCUGGGCCGCAAGAGUGGGGAGAAUCUGGGCACCAGCUACUGCCAUGGGCUGGGAGGCAACCAGGUGUUUGCCUACACCAAGAGGCAGCAGAUCAUGUCUGAUGACAACUGCCUGGAUGCAUCCAACCCAAGUGGACCAGUGAAGCUUGUGCGCUGCCAUGGAAUGGGUGGCAAUCAGAUGUGGACCUACAAUCAAGCGGACGGGUCUCUGAAGCAUGUCAACUCUGGACGUUGUCUUCAGAAGCCAGAUGCUCGAGACGUGACCCUUCCGGUGCUCAAGCCUUGUGAUGGCACGGCAGCACAGCAGUGGGUCAUGAAUGGCUCUUUCAAGUGGCAGGCCAAUUAACAACCUGUAUGCACUUAUAUUAACUAGAAAACUACACCAUAAUAUAUUGAAAUGAACAUGAGACAGGUGUGGUGCUUAAAAAUAUAUUUAAUGUAGACUCUGUGAUAAGACAGAAAACUUUCUUGUGUGGUGACCUAGUGUUUGUUGGUUCAUGAAUAAGAGUGUGAUAAUGAACUGUUUCCUCUCAGACUAGAGUACUUUUAUCAUGGUUGUGAUGAUGAGCAGUGCAACGUGACACCAGUGUAUGUGUAAGAAGCUGAUAUGAAGCAAGUGAUUUUGCACAGCUUCUGAAAGGAACUUACAGGGUUUCUUUGCUGGUACUUAACACACACAUAUAAGAGUGACUUUAGUUUCCUAGUGUCAGACCUGGGCCUGCAAAGAGAUGUACACUAAUGGGUACUCCUAUACCUGCAAAUAAAAAAUAGGAUAUAUUGUAUGUGAUUUGGUUACUGAUUAGAUCAAUAAAGAGUGAUGUUGAGUCUUGCUUACAAAUUAUGUGGCUCAAAUAGUAUGAUGAUAUUCUCAGAUGAAAAGUUAAUAAGUAUUACUGAGUGGUCCUCAUAGUAACCAGCAACACCCUAGCUGGACUUUUUUUUUCUACAUACAAAAGUGAAGAACAGUGCAAAUAUUGCAGGAGUCCGUAAUGGUGAUAGGAGCUACACAUUAGGAGUGAUGUCUUUCCAUGCUUGUAAUUCUUCCAGACAGAAUGGACAUUUCACAAAUAUCAUAUAUAUAUAUAUAUAUAUAUAUAUAUAUAUAUAUAUAUAUAUAUAUAUAUAUAUAUAUAUAUAUAUAUAUAUAUAUAUAUAUAUCAUGUAAAUAUGCUGUCCCAUUACUUCCAGAGAUCUAGCUUCCUUUGCCAUCUGUCCAGGUGGGAGUGUGAAUUAGUGCCUUCUGAGAGAGCCAGAGAAGGUUUAUUUGAUGUUAUUCUGAUAUUCACACCUGGACCACAGAAGAGCCAUGUUGGUUGCUGUGUUAAGCUAACAGGCUGAUGCAGGGAGAAGCACAAGUAGUGGCAAAAACUUAAGUAAUUGAGAAAAAAAACCUGCCGAAUUUUCUUCUGUCUAGAAGUUUUCUGCACCCAGCAAUGCUGUAACUAAAAAGGAUCUUAGAUCUUUUUAUCUUCUCAUAACAUCAGUUAUCAGCUGUUGGGCUAGGAUAACAAUGAACAUUUGCUAUACUUUAUUUGUUAUUUUUGUACUUAUUAGGGGUAAACUUUCCAUUUGAUUCAGGGUUUUCUUGUAAACAAUGCAGUAAUGAGUGCUGCACUUGUGGUUCUUCCUUUUAUCAGCACCAUAUGUACAGUAGAUAAAGCUUUGUGUUGUAUCAUAUGAACUCCAUUUGUUAUUGCCAAAUGUAUGAAACAUUUAUGCCUUUGUAACUGGUUGAAUAGGUGCAGGCAACGUGAUUGGCUCAAAGAGGAGAAAUGAAUGCCUCACAAGAGUCUCACUGGUGGCCUGCCUUAUGGCACCCAGACCAGGUAUGUGGCAGGAAAAUGUCUUCAAAACUGACAUAUGUACUGUUAACUUUUUUUUUUAUUCUAUAGAUUGUGAAAUUUUAUUUUAUAAUAAUGCAAAUUUGAAAAUGCAGCAAUGUAAUAGUGAGUGGAGUGGCUGCACUGUGAUACUUGCACAAGAUUCUUCAAAAGCACAUCUCACAUUAUAACUUAGGUAAAAUUUGAGUAACUAAUGAUGAAUGAAGCCAAAGCAGCAAAGGAUAGGUAGAACAGAAAGAAAUGUGGUAUUUUUAUAUUGUAAGUAUGGUGAAAUGUGUGCACAUUGCCAGGUCUGGCUGGUGACUUAAGGUUCCUGGAAAGAUGGAACCCCAAGGAUCUCUCAGCAUGCACUACUGUUGUGAAGAGAUUGAAUUCCAUAAUGUGUAGUGUUCCAGGUGAGCCAAGUGUUUGCAGUGCAGAGUUAGUGAGAGCUUUCCUGCUGAAUGAGAUCAGCUGGCCUGAAGUGGUGGCACUCUGAGCUGCAAAUGUUGAUCAGUGUCCCUUGUGUCAAAUGGUGACUUUGUUUAUUCCUCAGGUGGUAUGAUGUGCUCCUUGCUCUCCUCCUGCCAGUUUGUUAGUGGCAUGGCACUGCUGAUGAAAGAAAUUUAUUUAAUGAAAAGCCAUGCAGUGUCAUCUCUAUAAUUAGAAUGAACUCUUCUUUUGUAUCUGGAAGCAUUCAAUGAUGAUAAAUUCCCUCUUAGUUGUGAUGCAUUUAAUAUUUAAGAGGAAUUAAUAUUCAUUUCAUUGUUAUUUGCUGUGCAGAUUUUCAAGCCAUAAGGAGCCAUGAAUUAUGUAAUUAUAUGUAAUUAGUCUUUACAGUGGUGAUGGUGUUUGGGGCUGGAUUGAGAAUGUACUUCCAAUUAUCCUAUGGUGAUGGUGAAGAUGUUAUUUUUAUUGACUAUGUUACAUUAGUUUCAUCUCUUGCAUUAUCAUUUUCAUGAUCAUUAAUAUAUUACAUCAUAAUCAUUAAUAAUGAUAAAUGAUCAAAAAUUAGAAUUCAGCAAGAGGCUGUGAUGGUGUUUUUUCCUGAAAAGAGGACCAUUAAGGGCAACAAAGGGAACAGCACUGAGAACCUUGCUGUGUGAAGCACUUCUGUAACAUUGUGACCAAGAAUAGAUGAAGGGCAAAAUUUUAUCCAUAUUGAAACCUGAGAGCACAGAAUACAAAUUAAACACAUCAUAUAUGAAUGUAAGGUAAAUUUCAAGCCAUGUGCAUUAUAUUAAUGGCAAGAAAAGUAUACAGUAGGUACAACACACAUACUGGUAGAAAUAAUGCAGCCUUGAAAGCUUUCAUUAUACCUUUUUUCCUUGUUUACUCAUCCUUAGUAUGUAGUGCAUAAGAAACUGAAAAGAGAAAAAAUUAUAAUUAGCAAAAUUUGAUUAUUUUGCAUUCCCUGUUGAGAGUGACGAGUGAGAGGGUGUUGGUUAGGUGGGCCUGUCCUUGUUCAGCAGCAGUGUGUUGGUUGGGUGGGCUGCCUUGUCUGGCAGCAAUGUGUUGGCAGCCACUACCACCUGGGUAGGGCACAGCUUACUGAACCCUCUAUCUCUCUCUCUCUCCCUUUUGAGUAAAAAUCACUGAAAUAUAAAUUGCUUAACUACAUACAUUUUCAUAUUUGCUUAUAUGUAUUACAGUAAUUUGAUGACAAAAAUUUACUGACUAAAAAAUGAACUUGUUAAAAUUGUAGAAAUUUAUUUUUUUUAAUUAAUUAAUUUAUUUAUUUAUUUAAUUUUAUUUAUUUACUUAUUUUUCUUUACUUAGUUGAGGACUAAUUUCAUAGGCCCAAGAAUUGGAUGAUAUUCAGGCUAACAUGGACAGGAUUAUAUGUGUUGUAGGGUAGACAGUUAGAGUAACACAUGACAAUUUGUUUGAAACCUGGUAUCUCAGCAGCCUUGUUAUCUCUAGGGAUAAUCAUUUGAAAUUAUCAUGUAUUGUACUCAUACAGCUUGAAGAACUGUUUGGAUAGUGAUGUAUAUUUGAUUUUUUUUUUAAUAACUUAUACUUUUACAUUCCAAAUUUGUUUAAUUUACAUUCCAAAAUUUUUGAAUAUAUAGGAUUGGAUAGAGAUUCAUAGAUUUAAUGUAAAAUUUCAUUGCUCACCUUUUUUUUUUGUAAUAUAUUUUUUAUGACCAAAAUGUCUUCUUUUUCUUUUUAAGCACAAGGGAGCUGCUAUGCCUUCCCUAAUGGAGCCAUUCCUGAAUAUGUAGUGGGUAAUUUGUAACCAAGAACUUUUUCACUGCAAGCAAAGUGUGUUUGUGCUUGAUUUGUAAUCAAGAACUGUUUAACUGCAAGCAAUGUGUGCUUGAAGUUUAUAUGAAUAAUCCACAUAACAUUUCUUGAGUAUAGAAAUAUUUUCCCUUAUAGCAAAGAUGUAAUACAAUGUGAACCUGCGAAGCAUUCCAUCUUGCCAGUGAUGCAAAAUGUGCUUAUGAAAUACUGGACAAGGACUGUGUGCUUGUAAACACGUGCAAUGAUUUGUAUACAAUCAGAUUUCCUUGACAAACUAUUUCUUAUAAUAUAUCAACAAUUUUUAAUUCUCGAAACUUUGACAUUUGUCCUUCAAGUGAAACCAUGAAUUAGAUAGUGACAAAGCCACAAGUGUAGCAACAGACUGCUGUCCUCAAAGACAACAAAGGGUCUGUUGUCACUUUCAUGCUGAGCUUCCGUCAUGUGGUAACAAUGUAAUUUACACAUUAGUUAAUUAUUACUUAAUUCAUUGUGCAUCGAUGAAAUUUGUAUUGGUUGUCGAUUCAUAAAUUAAACUAUAUUAAAUAAUUCCAGCAUAUAUUACAGGAUAUGGAAUUUGAGAUAAGAACAUGGUUAUGCAGGACCUGAUUCACCUCUUUUAUGCUGAUGGCUUAAUUUGUUGGGUCAUUGGUGGUGUGAGUUGGUAAGACUAAGCAGGAGGGACAGAGGGAAACUUUGGGGUAAUUCAUAUUUCAGUAAAUAGGAAUGUUUAUCUGUGCCACUAUAAUUAAUUAUUGUUGAUUGAUGUAACAAAAAGAUGGGAUUGUUGAAUAAUCUUCCUUUAUUCCUAAAUAAGGUGCUUUUAUAUCAAUAUCAAUAAGCUCAAGUGAAUCUGUUGACUUCAUUUAACAUUUUCUUUUUCCAUCAUCUACAUCAACAUCAAUUCAUCUCAGAUAAUUUCAUAGUAGCUUAAGAUGUAAAGUAUAGGGAAGAUGUAUAUUUUCAUGUGUUUGGGAUGAACAGAAAUAAGCUGUGUGUCAUGAAAUGUGUUACUUAAGCAGGGUUUCCCUGUCUUCUGGAUACACAUUUUAUUUUGUUAUGUUAUUUCAUUAAUUUUUUCCUCACUAGAUCAUGAAGAUAGUUUCUAUAAAUGUUCAUAUUUGCAUUUAUCAGUAUGGCUUUAUAACAUUCAGUCAGUUUAUAAUAUCAGUGAAUUUUCAAAUGUCAUUCCAAAUGUGAAGUAUUGACACAUGCCGUAAAUGUGAAUGCUUGUGUUUGUAUACAUACUACGUAUGUACACGUGCAUGGUGAAGGGAACAUUUCAAAGUUUUUAAUAAAUAGUUUCUUCACAG
Messenger RNA from Scylla paramamosain (green mud crab), 7844 nucleotides. It is a transcript of the gene Pgant5, whose product is annotated as polypeptide N-acetylgalactosaminyltransferase 5-like. NCBI's taxonomy places the organism in Eukaryota, Metazoa, Arthropoda, Malacostraca, Decapoda, Portunidae. The coding region runs from base 987 to 2813 and encodes 608 amino acids. Gene Ontology annotation, cellular component: Golgi apparatus. Gene Ontology annotation, molecular function: polypeptide N-acetylgalactosaminyltransferase activity. The record is from RefSeq and is a predicted model, not a curated record. Gene Ontology annotation, biological process: protein O-linked glycosylation. The transcript has 12 exons.